ACAUGUGUUAACAAACUUUAGUUCAAGGCCUAAUUGUUCUUUGAAAACCUUGGAUUUGAGAUUUUUGUACCGACAUGCAUUUAUUGAAUAAUUAAUGUACAUAUAUUUUCCUUGAACUUCUAACAAUGAUGCUGAUUACACAGUGGCUUGAAUCCAUUCUGAGAAAUUAAAUGGCACUCAGCCCUCCUGUAAUAUAGAUAGCUUAAAGUGCCUACACCUUUUAUGCACGAGGUCUGCCACCCCAUUUUAAUGAAUGAUAUCGUGACAAUCUUUUUCUGUUCCAUAUACAACUAGCUCGUUGAAAGCAGUCUUGACUAUCUCAAUAAUGACACAUUGAAUAAUCUCAGGAACUGUUUAGUAACAUAUAAAGACAAAUUAGGCAAGACGGAUUAAAAACACUGGACAAGUAACAUCCACAUGCUGAGUGGCAAAUUCAGUCGUGCACUGGUUGAUAAAAACCUAUGAGGUAAUGUCUGAUAAUAACAAAGAACUAUUAACUCAGAACUUCUCUCUCUUAACUUGGCAAGUAAGUAUUUAUGUACUGUAGCUAAUAUUACCUCUAUGUUACAUGUUGACAAUGUGUAAGUAGGAACUUGUAAAUUAUUAGUGAUAGAAGUUGUGUGUAAAAUGUAGAGUUUGUAGGUUGGAGGAGAAGUUGGAGGCUAUUCUAAUUAUAGUAGAGGCAAUAGAUAGAGAGAAAUGUAGACUGGGAAAUGGUAGCAGGAUUUCAAGAGAAGCAUAGGCUAUUACAUAACAGGCAUCGACACGAAUGUCUGAUUUAUAAUUCAAAAUACUUUAUGUGAAAGAAAUGGAUGUAGCAUGCUGUGAAGUGAAAUUCUAGAAACUUUACAUUUUGGAAAAAUGUCGGAUUUUGGGGUCCAUUAUUAAUUUCGAAGAGGAUUAUAUUAUCAACCAGGUUGUACUGUUUAGCAAUGAAUUUGUUUCAAGGAAAUAUUGACAGGUUUGGGGGGAUAACUGUUCACACAGAGAAGUGGAAUUUGUCAGAUUCAGAGUUUCAGAACCGACUUGAAGCUUCCCUCUCAGAAUGGCAGGUAAAUGGAAACAGAGGAAUAUGGUUUAACGUACCUCUUCAUCAAGCUGGUUAUGUUCCUAUUCUCUCGAAAAAUGGGUUCACAUUUCAUCAUGCCAAACCAUCAUAUGUAAUGAUGAUAAAAUGGCUACCUAAAAAUGAACCAAAUCUUCUGCCCUCAUACCCUCAUACAUAUAUAGGUGUUGCUGGUCUUGUGGUGAAUGAAAGAAACCAGAUUUUGGUAAUCCAGGAAAAAUACCACACUAGACCCCACUGGAAAUUACCUGGAGGGUAUGCUGACCCAGGAGAAGAGUUUGGGGAUACAGCUAGAAGAGAGGUUCUGGAGGAGACAGGCAUUGAUACAGAGUUUGUUUCUAUAGUAACACUACGACAUCAUCACAAACACCUAUUUGAAUGCAGUGAUUUGUAUGUGGUUUGUGAGAUGAAACCUUUAAGUAGAGAAAUCUCUGUUUGCAAACAUGAGAUUUCACAUUGCCAGUGGAUGGAUAUAGAAACCUACAAAAAUCAUCCUGAAGUUUCUGAAAUGAAUCAGUUUGUCAUUCAGGCAUACUUGGAUCAACAAAUAUGCAGGGCUUCUGUGCAAGUUCAUGAUGUGCUAUCGUUCAACAGGGACUGCUACCAAAAGAUAUACUGUAUAAAAAGUACAGAAUCAGUUUCUGGAAGUUGAUGUUAAAGCAAUGAUUAAGAACACGUGCAAAAAAAAUAUAAUUCUAGGAAAUGCCACUUUACAUUUUUUUGUAUAAGGAUUAAUACUAGUUAUGAAUAUAACUAUUUGCCAUUUAUGUUUUUCAUGUGAUAAUUUGUAUGAAAUUAACAAAUGGAUAAACACAAUUCUUAUUCAAACUAUUAUAACACAUAGCUACCAAUAUGAGUACUCAUGAAACAUUUAGAAUUUGCUAUUAGUUUUACAAGACAUAAUUUAAACAACAAACAAUUAUGAAAGAGAAAUAUCAAAUUUUAUUUUUAUUAUUUAAUAACAUUUGUAUCUCUUUCACCUUCUUGCAAACCAUUUUUAGCUACCUUGAAUCUACAUGAGUGAAGAUUUUUAGAUAAACUAGGGGGGGGGGGUCCAGAUCCAGGUCCAAGUAGUUUUACCCCAAGUUUGUAUAUUGGCAUAUGUUUGUUACACCAUGUUUUACGCCAUUUUGAAAGGCUUGAAGUAUUAAUUUAAAGUGAGACUAAAAGCACCAAAUAAUUUGUAUAAGCUAUGUACUUGUUUAUUGGUGUAAAAGAUUUGCACUUCUGAUGCAUGGUGUGGUUCACUUGUAUUUUUCAGUGAAAUAGAAUGUAAAAAACUUGAGUGCAUGUUGAUGCAUCUUGUAGGUAUACAAGAAAGAGGAUUAAGAAAUAAAUAAAAUUAUAAAAAUAUAGAUAAGAGAGACUAAAGGACAAAACUCCAUGAUGCAAAUUCAAAAGUUAAGAAAAAUUUCUAAAAGAUGAUCACCUGAUUUCUGAGCAUGACACGAUUAUUUUGUUCAAUUUUGACUAUAUUCACAAAUAUCCAGGCAUUCUUUAUGGAAGUUACAGAGUGCAGAGCUGUUUAAUUGGACCUGACCCAUGGUGUUUUUAGAUUGGGUUUUUAGCUAUUUUAAGUACUUAUGAUAAAUCUAUGUAUACAAGCAUUAGGUAAAGAAAAUGCUUCCCUUGGUUAAACAUCAUUGAACAUCAGGAGAUCUCAAGAAUCUGCUCUUUAGGAUUAAUAAUGACUUUGGUUUUUCAAGCUCGGUGCAAAGCAUUUUGAGCUGUGUUUCUGAUUACAAAAUGUUAGUAUUACUGUAGUACGUGAUUACUUUGUGAUCAGCUUCACUUGUAAAGAAAAUUUUACCAAUUCAUUUGUAGAUGUUUUAUAAAAGCAUUCCUCCUUCUCUUGUACUGCAGUGUCUAAGACAAGGAAGAAUGUUUUUCAAAAAUGUUCUAGAUAGUUUGAGUGAUAUGCAAUUGCAGCACCAGAAAACUGUGCCGGUAGUAGCUGUUUUCGUUUUCUGGUAUCUUAUUCUUGACAACUGUGCUUGAGCUAUUAACUGCAUCAGGGAUAGUGUGUGGUCUCUGUUGUUGAAACAGUUACACAGCAUAUUUUUUGUCGGUUUGAAUUUUCAUGGGUUUAAAAUUUUCUUGGUAUAUUUUUCCAGUUCCCGAUUUCAUUUGUCAAAAAUGUCAGCUCAUACUUACUGUCAAGACUGAUAAGUUCAUGUUGUGUGCUUUUUUUACUAUAGUAAUACAACAUAUGAUUGACUGAUGGCAAUAAUGCAACUAAGAAUACAGCUCACCGCUUUUACUGAACAUAGAAUAGUUAACCUGCCUUUCUUAGUAAAAUCGUAUGGCUGUAAAUUGGAAAUGGUGUGGCUUGGUUUGCUGAAGCUUUCCUUCCACUGGACAAGCAAGAAAUAAAAAUAGGAACAGCAAUAGAUCUGGAUGUUGUAGAUAUUUCAUGAACAUUGUCAACAACAAUUUCUGAAGUGGAUGGAAUCUCAUCAUCAGUUUGUACUCUUAUGGCAGUUGCACUCAGGGAUGAAAAAUAAUUUUUGAUAUCCAUUUCUUUCUUUUGUAUUAAACUUGUACUGUGCUAUUUCACACAGUCAAACACAAAAAUUAUAGGUGACUAGAAUAGUUAAAUAUCAUAAGAUUUAGUACAAGGACAAACCAAAUGGUGCAUUUGUUUUGGGCUGCUCCUGUAUGAAAUAUACUACAAAAGUUACAUACAAUUAUGAAGCACCAUGUUGUUACAGUUCGUGUUGCCAGGUCUGGUCAUAUUCUUAUCUGACUAUCCUGUAUCUUGACACUAGCCCUGCAGCAUAGUUCCAUUUCCAUUGCAUAAGACACUGUUGUAAGACUGUUCAUAGUAUAACCUUUCUCCCUUCUGCUUUCCAUAAGAACAUUGAUUUUUCAGUGGCUGUUUCAAUAGUUUGGUCACACAGAAAUCUACAGUGCUAUGUCUAGCAACUUGACUGGUAUGUCUUCAUGUGGAAUAACAUUAAUACCUGUUUCAUUCUCCAGCUGCUUGAGGUAUGUUACAGUUGAACAGAUAUGUUGUGGAAAAAGCUUGUGUAAUUGUGACUUGUGUUGCUUUUCCAGACAGAGAUCUUUCUUGAUUAUGGUGCAUUCUCACCUGGCACAAGACAGUAUACUUUGCAUACCAUGGAUGGUGUAUGUCUUGUUGCAGGUCUCUUUCUGAAUGGCCCUGGUGCCCCAAGUUCAUCCAUAUUCCUUUGUUUUUGAAUGUAAUUAAGUAUAAGUAAUAUCUCCUUGGAAAUCCUAACUCCCUGAUCUGAACAAAUCUUUACAAUCUGAGCUUAUAAAUAUUUUGCAUCUGAAAGUGCUGUUUCAUACCCUUUCCAAAAGCAAUCAAUUUUGGUGGCAUCACUACCUAAGAAAGCCAAGCAAUGUCAAAAUAUUGUUUUGAUAAAUUAUAUUUCAACCAAAGUUUAUUAUAACAGCUGUGGUUUUCAUGUGAUUUGUUGAUUUGCGUAUUCAAAAUUAUUUUAAUAUAAUGUACUCAACCAUUUAUUUAAUGUUCAAUGAUGGAAAGUUAGAUAUAAUUUGCAUUAGACUAUGAAAUUCCAGAAGAAAAAUGUUGGUGGGGUCUAGUCAGUAUUUGAAUUUCUUAUUCCAAAUUACUGGGGAGGGGGGUUCAGAUCCCUUAAUUCUAAAGAUCUUCAUUUAUUAAACCUAUAAAUUAUGGUUUAAAAUGUGACUAAGUGAAAAUAGAUAUGCAUGUACAACUAACUUUAAUACUAAAAAACAUUUAUAAUAAAAAGGAACACCAAUAAUCAAUUAAAACUUUGUAAAAACACCAAUAAAGAGAAGGUUGUUGUUAUUAUUAUGCUU
Messenger RNA from Limulus polyphemus (Atlantic horseshoe crab), 4876 nucleotides. Its product is annotated as nudix hydrolase 8-like. Gene Ontology annotation, molecular function: ADP-ribose diphosphatase activity; NADH pyrophosphatase activity; NAD binding. Lineage: Eukaryota; Metazoa; Arthropoda; Merostomata; Xiphosura; Limulidae. The record is from RefSeq and is a predicted model, not a curated record. Bases 933 to 1718 code for a protein of 261 amino acids. The transcript is spliced from 9 exons.